AUGGCAAGCAAGAAGAAAGAAGUUCAGCUCCAGAUGGUAAUACUCAAUCAAACACAGUGGGAAGACAUGUUGCUGAAUAAAGGUCUAACAGUAGUAGAUGUUUAUCAGGCUUGGUGUGGACCUUGCAAAGCUGUGGUUAACCUAUUCAGAAAACUGAAAAAUGAAUAUGGUGAAGAUGAUCUUUUGCACUUUGCUGUGGCAGAAGCUGAUAAUAUUACAUCCUUGCUCCCAUUUAAAGAUAAAUGUGAACCUGCUUUUGUCUUCUGUAUGAAUGGCAAGAUGAUAGAUCUCGUAAAAGGUGCAAAUGGACCUCUUCUAUGCAGAAAAAUUAUACACAUGAUAGAACAAGAGAGAAAAAUCAUAGCAGGAGAAGUAGCAAGACCAGAGAUGCAAGAGCUUGUGAUCAUAGAAGAGAAAGAAUCAGAUGAAGAACUUGAAGAAGAAGAAGCUGAAGAGGAGGAAAAAUACACCGUUGUCAUUAUAAAACCUGAUGCAGUUGCUGAAGGAAAAGUUGAAGAAAUUAAACAAAUGGUAAAAAACACUUUUUUAAAAAGAGUAAACACAUCUUGUUGUGAGCAUUGCUUAAACCUGAUGGCUAAUAUAACACUGAAGAUCACCAAUGCAGGCUUUGUUAUACUUGCGGAAGAGGAGAAGGCAUUAACUGAUGAGCAAGUGAGGGAUUUUUAUCAACAAAAAUCAGAAGAGCCUGAAUUCGAAGACUUUGUUUCAUUUAUGCUAUCUGGACCAUGCUAUGUUCUGAUAGUAUCUGAAGGAAAGCAUGAAGUGAUGCCUCUUGUAGAACAUUUGGAAGAAGGGGAAGAAGAGGAGGAACAGCAAUCAGAGGAGCAAGAUAUGCUGGGAGCAGAGAAAGCAGAGCCUCUGAAAAUUGAAAAGCCAACUAGUGUGAAGGGGAUUUUGGAAAGCCAGGCCAUUUUAAAUUUGUGUGAUGUUCAAGAUAGUGUGGAAGAAGCAAGCAGGCAACUUGCCUUCUUUUUCCCUGAUUUUGCCAAGGCAAAGAAAGGCCCAGCUGUUGAGAGAACAUUGGCCUUGAUUAGACCUGCCCUGUUUCAGGAAAGAAGAGAAUCUAUUCUGAAAAGGAUUGAGGAGGAGGGCUUUGAAAUAGCAAUGCAAAAGGAAAUCAACCUAUCAGAAGAGCAAGCACGACUAUUUUACAAGGAGCAUGAAGAUCAAGAUUAUUUCCCAGCUAUUCUAGAAGAAAUGACCAGUGGGCCAACCCUUGCACUGGCUUUGGUACGAGAAAAUGCCAUACAAAAAUGGAGAGGUUUACUGGGCCCAAAGACAGUUGAGGAAGCAAAGGAACAAUGCCCAACUUGUUUACGAGCCGAGUUUGCAAUUGGCAGUGCAUCAAUCAAUCAGCUGCAUGGUAGCUCAACAGCUGAUGAAGCUGCAAAAGAAUUAGAAUUCUUCUUUCCGGUGGAAAAUACUUUGGCUGUCAUUAAGCCAUCUGCACUUGAGGAACAUAAAGAUGAAAUUUUAAAAGAAGUAAAAGAUGCUGGAUUUAUUAUAUCAGAAAUGAAAGAAACACAGAUAACUCCAGAGAUGGCAGCACAGUUUUAUAAAGGGCAUGAAGGAAAGCCAUUUUUUGAUGAUCUUGUUUCUUAUAUGUCUAAUGGUCCAUCAGUGGUGAUGGUUCUAACCAAAGAAAAUGCUGUGGAGGAAUGGCGGAAGCUGAUGGGACCAACAGAUCCAGUUAAAGCAAAAGAAACUCACCCUGAUUCAUUGCGUGCCAAAUUUGCAAAAGAUAUUUUGCGCAAUGCUGUUCAUGGAUCAUCUAAUGCAGAUCAUGCUGUAGAAAGCAUUAAUUUCAUCUUCGGAGAUGUUGAUUUGGAGAGCCUAAAACGCAAAUAUGUUUAUGUCUAAUAGUAUUUUG
Molecule: messenger RNA, 1891 nt
Organism: Varanus komodoensis (Komodo dragon)
Lineage: Eukaryota; Metazoa; Chordata; Lepidosauria; Squamata; Varanidae
Gene: NME8
Product: NME/NM23 family member 8
Exons: 15
Coding region: 1-1881 (626 amino acids)
Source: RefSeq, a predicted model, not a curated record